AUGAAAUCCAAGGACAUUAUACUGAAGUGUCUCCCUCCAUCAGUCAGGCCCACUCUGGUCAUGUUUGUCAUUCUCAUACCAGGUGUGUGGAGUGCUAUUCAGAUGAACUGCUCUCAGCCAAACCAACCCGCCCUGCUGAAUGCUCUAAAUCCAGUCUUUAACCUGAGCGAUAUACGACCUGUCAUGAACAUGACAACCUGCACCAACAUCUUUACAGACUUCAUCAUGUAUGGGAUACUAGGAGUGGAUGAAAAGGCUCAACUCUUGAUCACUUACAUUUGGCUUAAUUAUUGGUGGAUAAACGAGUUUAUCAGUUGGGACCCAAUCACCUGCGGAACCAGCAGGAUAUCUCUUCCCAGACAAAAGUUUUGGAUUCCAGAUGUUGUAAUCAAUGAAUUUAUGGAUGAAAACACCGCUCCCUUUGUCCCGUAUUUGUACGUGAAUAGCAAUGGUAUGAUAAACGAUGCUCUUCCAGUCAAAGUUGUCAGCUCCUGUAACCUCGAUAUCUACACUUUCCCCUUCGACAUACAAAACUGCACUUUGACUUUCAACUCCUACCUGCACUUCGCGAUGGACGUAAAGAUUUUACUGGGCACGUCUGCAGAAAACAUCACUGAAAACUCCAAGAUGGUGAUGACCACCAUGGGGGAGUGGGAGCUGCUGGAUAUCACCUCCCACAAGGACGACCCAGGACUUGAUGAUAGUCAAUACAUUGAUGAGCUUGCAUUUCAUAUCAGAGUGAAGCGCCGGCCCACCAUGUAUGUGGUGAAUCUCCUGAUCCCGAGCUGUUUCCUCAUCACAGUGGACCUCUUCAGCUUCCUGUUGCCUCCCCAGACUGUGGACCGAUCCUCCUUUAAGAUGACCCUGAUCCUGGGCUACACAGUCUUCCUGCUCAUCAUGAACGACCUGCUGCCUAUCACUGGAAACACCAUACCUCUCAUAAAUGUGUUCUUCUCUAUCUGCCUGGCUCUGAUGGUGGCAAGUCUACUGGAGACUAUCAUCAUUACCAAUCUGCUGUGCGGCUCUGCUGACUUCCCUCCCGUCCCUCGCUGGGUCAGGGUGUUUGUUCUUCACAUCCUUGGCUGCUUGGUACGGCUUCCUCCAAAGCCCAGAGAUCUAGAGGACACAGUUAUCCACACUGUGUUGGCACAGCAAAAAGCAGAUGAGAGGCCUCUCGAGGAGAAAGGUCCAGCGGUGGAGGGGAAAGCCUUUCAGGAGCUGAUGAGCCUGGCCAGGGACCUCCAGGCCAUCCGCCUCCAAGUGGAGCAGCAUCUGGGUGGAAGCCAGAAAUCGGAGGAAUGGAUCCAGGUGGGUUUCGUCAUAGACCGCCUGCUGUUCGGCAUCUACCUCCUCUUCAUAUCAGUCAGCUUCAUUACCAUCAUCAUUAUCUGGGUAAACUCAUAUGGUCAGUAACUACCUGCUGUAUGCUUUAAGGGGCUCAAUUUCUGCAGUA
Micropterus dolomieu (smallmouth bass) is the source of this 1453-nucleotide messenger RNA. RefSeq names its product 5-hydroxytryptamine receptor 3A-like. Gene Ontology annotation, molecular function: extracellular ligand-gated monoatomic ion channel activity; transmembrane signaling receptor activity; neurotransmitter receptor activity. The coding region runs from base 1 to 1413 and encodes 470 amino acids. Gene Ontology annotation, biological process: regulation of membrane potential; monoatomic ion transmembrane transport; signal transduction. The record is from RefSeq and is a predicted model, not a curated record. NCBI's taxonomy places the organism in Eukaryota, Metazoa, Chordata, Actinopteri, Centrarchiformes, Centrarchidae. Gene Ontology annotation, cellular component: postsynaptic membrane; synapse; neuron projection. The transcript is spliced from 10 exons.